Messenger RNA from Pseudozyma flocculosa PF-1, 3579 nucleotides. RefSeq lists its product as uncharacterized. Bases 1 to 3579 code for a protein of 1192 amino acids. The record is from RefSeq and is a predicted model, not a curated record. Gene Ontology annotation, cellular component: catalytic step 2 spliceosome; U5 snRNP. Gene Ontology annotation, biological process: spliceosomal tri-snRNP complex assembly; mRNA splicing, via spliceosome. Gene Ontology annotation, molecular function: U1 snRNA binding; pre-mRNA intronic binding; U2 snRNA binding. The transcript is spliced from 8 exons. Lineage: Eukaryota; Fungi; Basidiomycota; Ustilaginomycetes; Ustilaginales; Ustilaginaceae.
AUGAGGUCCGAGAGGCUCAAGGUCAAGGUCAAGGCACGCAGGCAGAGCCGGAGCCGCCGCUUCGGCGACCGCCGCGGCAAGACGGGCUUCGUCGACACGGGCAAGCAGGAGAUGCCGCCAGAGGUGCUGCGCAAGGUCAUCAAGGACCACGGCGACAUGAGCAAUCGCAAGUACCGCCAGGACAAGCGCGUCCACCUCGGCGCGCUCAAGUACGUGCCGCACGCCAUGAUGAAGGUGCUCGAGAACAUCCCGAUGCCGUGGGAGCAGGUGCGCGAGGUGCCCGUGCUCUACCACAUCGCCGGCGCCAUCACGUCCGUCAACGAGGUGCCCAAGGUCAUCGAGCCCGUCUUCCACGCCCAGUGGGCCACCAUGUGGCUGGCGAUGCGGCGCGAGAAGCGCGACCGGCGCCACUUUAAGCGGAUGCGCUUCCCGCCGUUGACGACGAGGAAUGGCGGCGCUCCAUCGCCUCGGCCGCACGCCGAGCCAUCCCCGGCGGCCCCAAGUUCGAGCCGCUGUACAAGGACACCGGCGGCUUCGACGACGACUUCCACCGACUUUCGCAAGGUCAUCAUCCGCCAGCAGAUCCGCACCGAGUACAAGGUGGCCUUCCCGCACCUCUACAACAGCCGGCCGCGCUCGGUGCACAUCGGCACCUACCACGAGCCCAAGAACGUCUACAUCCGCUCCGACGAGAUCGACCAGGCCUUCUACUUUGACCCGGUCAUCAACCCGAUCUCGGGCCGCUCGCUGGCCAGCUCCAACGCCUUCCGGAGCGACGGCCGCUGGAGAACGAAGCUGACGGCCGACGCCAUCGCGCUGUGGUGGGCGCCGUCGCCCUACGACCGGCGCAGCGGCCGCACGCGGCGCGCCGUCGACGUGCCGCUGGUGCAGACGUGGUACCUCGAGCACUGCCCGCCCAACCAGCCGGUCAAGAUCCGCGUCAGCUACCAGAAGCUGCUCAAGAACUACGUCUACAACUCGCUCCACACGCGCAAGCAGAAGCCGCAGAAGCGCAAGUACCUCCUCAAGCAGCUCAACGCCACCAAGUUCUUCCAGAACACGAGCAUCGACUGGCUCGAGGCGGGCCUGCAGGUGUCGCGGCAGUCGUUCAACAUGCUCGACCUGCUGAUCCACCGCAAGGGCUGCUCGGCGCUCCACCUUGACUUCAACUUCAACCUCAAGCCAACCAAGAUGCUGACGACCAAGGAGCGCAAGAAGAGCCGCUUCGGCAACGCCUCCCACCUGGUCCGCGAGAUGGCGCGCAUCGUCAAGCUCCUCGUCGACAGCCAGGUGACCUACCGCCUCGGCUCGAUCGACGCCUUCCAGCUGGCCGACGGCCUCCAGUACCUCUUCAACCACGUCGCCACCCUCAGCGGCAUGUACCGCUACAAGUACCGCGUGAUGCGCCAGAUCCGCGCGUGCAAGGACCUCAAGCACGUCAUCUACUUGCGCUUCGACACGGGGCUCGUCGGCAAGGGCAUCACGCCGCUCCUCGAGCGCUGGCUGCGCGACCGGCUGGCGAGGAAGUCUGAGGGGCGCAAGGACCGCGCCAAGGGCGUCUCGACCAUCACCAAGCAGCGCGUCGAGAGCUCCUUCGACCUCGAGCUGCGCGCCAGCGUGCUGCACGACAUCCUCAACGUCAUGCCCGCCAGCGUCGAGGUCAACGAGUCGCGCUCCAACACGCCGUGGAAGGUGCCGGGCAUGCCGACGGCCGUCGAGAACCUCAUCCUGCGCUACGUUAAGCUCAAGGCCGACUGGUGGACGUCGGUGACGCACUACAACCGCGAGCGCAUCCGCCGCGGCGCCACCGUCGACAAGACGGUCAGCAAGAAGAACCUCGGCCGCCUCACCUGCCUCUACCUCAAGGCCGAGCAGGAGCGCCAGAACUCGUACCUCAAGGAUGGGCCCUACAUCACGUCCGAGGCCGCCGUCGCCAUCUACACGUCGACCCACGACACCAAGAUCCUCGUCCUCGCCCUCGAGAAGCUCAAGGAGUCGUACAGCGUCAAGGGCCGCCUCAACCAGAGCCAGCGCGAGGAGCUCGCCCUCAUCGAGCAGGCGUUCGACAACCCGCACGAGACGCUGGCGCGCAUCAAGCGCCUGAUGCUCACCCAGCGCGCCGCCAAGGCCGUCGGCAUCGAGUUCUUCGACACGUUCGACAAGCUCAUCCCGUGCUACGACAUCGAGCCGAUGGAGAAGAUCAUCGACGCCUACCUCGACCAGUACCUCUCCUACGAGGCCGACAAGCGCCAGCUCUUCCCCGCCUGGUGGUGCAACGGCAUCAACAACCUCGACGGCGUCUGGGACACGUCCGAGGGCCAGUGCAACGUGCUCAUGGAGACGACCCUCAGCCGCGUCUACGAGAAGAUCGACCUGACGCUCCUCAACCGGCUGCUGCGCCUCAUCAUGGACCACAACCUCGCCGACUACAUCACGUCCAAGAACAACGUCUCGAUCGUCUUCAAGGACAUGGAGCACAUCAACACGUACGGCCUGAUCCGCGGUCUCCAGUUUAGCGCCUUCGUGUUCCAGUACUACGGCCUCAUCCUUGACCUCCUCAUCCUCGGCCUGCAGCGCGCCAGCGAGAUGGCGGGCCCGCCGGCGAUGCCCAACGGCCUCUUCCAGUUCAAGGACGCCGCCACCGAGGCCGCCCACCCGAUCCGCCUCUACACGCGCUUCGUCGACCGCAUCCACAUCCUCUACCGCUUCGACGCCGACGAGGCGCGCGACCUCAUCCAGCGCUACCUCAGCGCCAACCCGGACCCCAACAACAGCAACCUCAUCGGCUACAACAACCGCAAGUGCUGGCCCCGCGACUGCCGCAUGCGCCUCGUCAAGCACGACGUCAACCUCGGCCGCGCCGUCUUUUGGACCGUCAAGAACAGCCUGUCGCGCAGCCUCACCACCAUCGAGUGGGACGACACGCUGUGCUCGGUCUACAGCAAGGACAACCCCAACCUCCUCUUUUCCAUGGCCGGCUUUGAGGUCCGCAUGCUGCCCAAGGCCCGCCAGGGCGACGUCGACACCACCUGCGACGGCGUCUGGCCCCUCGUCGCCGCCGCAUCGGGCGAGCGCACCACCACCGCCUACCUCCGCGUCUCGGACGAGGGCAUCGCCAACUUCAACAACCGCGUCCGCGCACUGCUCAUGUCGGCCGGCGCCGCCCCGUUUAGCAAGAUCGCCAACAAGUGGAACUCGUGCCUGAUCGCGCUGAUGACCUACUACCGCGAGGCCGUCGUCAACACCAAGGAGCUCCUCGACCUCCUCGUCAAGAGCGAGAACAAGGUCAUCAACCGCAUCAAGUCCGGCCCCCGCCUCGACCUCCGCUACUCGCGCCAGACGGCCACCGGCAUCACCCACGUCCGCUCCUGCCCGUCGUCCGGACAGGAGGACCAGCUGCUCCGCGCCCUCUACUGCUACAUCAUCCCGCGGGCAUCGGAGUUUGAGGACUCGGCGCCCGUCUGGCAGGAGUACGCCCAGAAGCGCAAGGAGGCCAGCGAGCAGAACCGCCGCCUCACCCUCGAGGACCUCGAGGACUCGUGUCAACGCGACCUCCCGCGCACCGCCACCCUCUUCUGA